GGAGUCUGAAGCUGAGAAGAGAGGGCCGGUCACUGCUGCAAUCAUCAUGGCACCGGGAGCAAAGAAAGGUAUUCUGGAGCGUUUGGAUGCAGGAGAGAUUGUUUUCGGGGAUGGGGGCUUUGUCUUCGCUCUUGAGAAGAGAGGCUACGUGAAGGCAGGACCAUGGACCCCUGAGGCUGCAGCCGAGCAUCCUGAAGCAGUGCGGCAGCUGCACAGGGAGUUCCUGAGGGCCGGCUCCAAUGUCAUGCAGACAUUCACUUUCUACGCAAGCGAUGAUAAACUGGAGAACAGGGGCAACACUCUGGGCUUCUCUGGGCAGCAGAUAAACGAAGCAGCUUGUGACCUGGCCAGGGAGGUGGCCAAUGAAGGGGAUGCUCUGGUGGCAGGGGGAGUCUCUCAAACCCCCUCUUACCUUAGCUGCAAGAGUGAGAAUGAUGUCAAAGCCAUCUUCAAGAAACAAAUUGAUGUUUUUGUCAAGAAGGACGUGGACUUCCUGAUUGCAGAGUACUUUGAGCACGUGGAAGAGGCAGAGUGGGCCGUCCAGGUUUUGAAGAGCACCGGGAAGCCUGUGGCUGCGACCAUGUGUAUCGGACCCGAUGGAGACCUGAACGGAGUCAGCCCCGGAGACUGUGCCGUCAAACUCAUCAAAGCUGGUGCUCAGAUUGUGGGCAUCAACUGCCACUUUGACCCGAUGACCUGUGUGAAGACUGUGAAGAUGAUGAAGGAGGGAGUGGAGAAGGCCGGGCUGAAGGCUCACUACAUGUGCCAGCCACUGGCUUACCACACCCCCGACUGCAACUGCCAGGGAUUCAUUGACCUGCCCGAGUUCCCUUUCAGCCUGGAGCCGAGGAUCCUGACCAGAUGGGACAUGCAGCAAUACGCUCGUGAAGCGUACAAUGCCGGUAUCCGUUACAUUGGAGGCUGCUGCGGAUUUGAACCUUACCACGUCCGGGCCCUGGCCGAGGAGUUGGCCCCCGAGAAGGGCUUCCUGCCUCAGGGCUCUGAGAAGCACGGCAUCUGGGGCAGUGGCCUGGAGAUGCACACAAAGCCCUGGGUCAGAGCUAGGGCCCGUCGUGACUACUGGGAGAAUCUGAAGCCAGCGUCCGGACGUCCCUUCUGCCCCGCUAUGGCCAUCCCCAAUGGGUGGGGGGUCACCAAGGGCCAUGCUGACCUGAUGCAGCAGAAGGAAGCCACCUCUAAGGAUCAGCUGAAGGUUCUCUUCGACAAGUCCAACAAAAGCAACUGAGCUCCCCUCUGAAGCAUCUUGUUUUAUAGGAAGAAGCUUGGAGAAGGCCAACGAACAGUGCCUGAAGUUUACAAACCAAAAAGAUUGAAAUGCUGAAGUUCUUUCUUUCUUUUUAGGACCUUUUUUACUGUGUGUGGAAGACUUGUAUCAUGCUUAAAUUGGAUAGUCAUAACUAACCAUGAGUGCCUGUAACCUUUUUUUCAACUGUGAGCCUGGUGAAAUGACUGUGGCUGAAAAUCUGUGAAUGCACCUGAAGAAAUGACUGUAACACUCCAAAAGUGCUUAAUAUUGUCUUAUAAAAGAGGAUUUGUAGCAAUAAACUUCUAAAUUGAAUUUUUUUAAAACUG
Gymnodraco acuticeps is the source of this 1593-nucleotide messenger RNA. RefSeq names its product betaine--homocysteine S-methyltransferase 1. NCBI's taxonomy places the organism in Eukaryota, Metazoa, Chordata, Actinopteri, Perciformes, Bathydraconidae. The record is from RefSeq and is a predicted model, not a curated record. Gene Ontology annotation, molecular function: betaine-homocysteine S-methyltransferase activity; zinc ion binding. The transcript has 8 exons. The coding region runs from base 47 to 1246 and encodes 399 amino acids.